ACUGUGCCCGUGCACACCAGCUACUUACAACAUUGUACGGAGCCGCUUUCAUCGAGUGAAAGUGCAGGAUACAGUGAAACACGUGCAGAGUGAAUCAUUCUAUUUAGUGAAUUACGUAUCAUAUUGUGAUGAACUGAGUCUUUUAUGACGCAUAUGUGAUUUUAAGGAUUGAAUUCGAAAUAUUUGAUAGAAGCCAUUUAGUGAUAGUGUUAAGUGAAAUAGCUUAGUGACAAAUACCAAUGUGAAGUGAUGACAAAGUGCAGUGUGACAACAUCACAAAUGAAGCGGCGCCGAGCGUGGACACAAAUCUCUUCAGGCGUUCAGUGAAACUUGCAUCAUGUUGCCGAAUAUUAUUUGGAUUACGAUUGCAGGAUGUAUCGUAUUUGUAUCAUCGGACCAAUUCUCCCCGCUCCUGGGUAUAACACAUGUCGAGCGCAACUGGUACGUCAGAUCCACAGAAAACCUCGGGGCCAUAGUCACCAGGGUCCAUAGAGAAGACACCGGAGCCAAUGUCACCUUUGAGCUGGAAACCAAGGGAGACCCCGUGCCUUUUACCAUUGACGCUCACACUGGGGUCGUCACUGUCAAUGAUACGCUUUUGGAUAAGGAAAACCGCACCUACUUGCUCUCGGUAAAGACCUUUGAUGGCUACAUACCACAACGAACCGAUGUACUAGCAUUUGUCGUAGACAAAAGUGGCCACAGGCCGAAGUUACCGCAUCCUCCACCAUUUGCAUUCCCAAGCUAUUCGAAUAUACCACUAAUACCAAAGUUUACACCUCAAAUGCCAAGUACCACUGUAGGUACAACGGAAUAUAUUGAAGUAUCUGUCACUUCACUUGUACCUGAAACAACUGCAACCACACUUAGUCCUCCUAAAAGACCAGAUGACAUACCAGAAGAAAACUCAAUGGAUAAAGAAUUAAAGAAAAUCAACAAAUCCUCAACACAAGACGACAUAGCAAGCAAUGACGUACCGUUAACAGUUAUACCACUGAUAGCUAUCGGCGGUUUGGUACUGAUAGUUGCUGUUGUCAUACUUUUUGUUUGGAAGAAAAACUCUAGUCCCAAUAAGAAGACCAAAAAAGAUGAUAUGAGCAAAGACUCGAGUGGCAUCGUCCUACAAGAUGCCUCCUCUAACUUGUGGGAUCGACCACGAGCUUACUCCAACCGUUACGAGUCGUGGGACAACAAUCAUUUACAGUUGUCACAAGAGACGUCAAUCACAAAAGAGGAACCUCGCGACGAAUGGGAAUUCCCUCGACAUCGGCUGAGGAUCUUCAACAUUGUAGGCGAGGGUGCUUUCGGACAGGUGUGGAGAGCUCAGGCCAUUGAUAUCGACGGUAAAAAAGGCGAGCAAACAGUGGCUGUGAAGACCCUGAAAGAAAACGCUUCGGAGAAAGAAAGAACAGAUCUGUUGCAAGAGCUCCUGGUGAUGAAGAAUCUUGGGACACAUCCUAAUGUAGUCAGACUCAUAGGGUGUUGUACUGAGAAAGAACCAACGCUUGUAAUAAUGGAGUUUGUGAGCCUGGGCAAGCUUCAACAGUUCCUACGCGACUCCCGCGCAGAGCGGCACUACGGAAACACACACGCCGGCAGUCAAUUCCUUACCUCACGUGAUUUGACGCACUUCGCCUUUCAGGUUGCUAGGGGCAUGGAUUUCCUCAGCUCUAAAGGGAUAAUACACCGAGACUUAGCAGCGAGAAAUGUUCUAAUCACAGAAGAAAGAACGUGCAAAGUAGCAGACUUCGGCUUCGCCAGAGACGUGGCGGGUACACACGUGUAUGAGAGAAAGAGUGACGGCCGAUUACCUAUAAGAUGGAUGGCUCCUGAGUCCCUUUACGACGACAUAUUUAGCGUUAAGUCUGACAUAUGGAGCUUCGGUGUGCUCCUCUGGGAGAUCGUGACCCUUGGCUCCACGCCGUACCCUGGAUUAUCAGCUGGCGAUGUAAUGAGGAAGGUACGCGAAGGUCAUCGUCUAGAAAAACCUGAACACUGCCGCAGAGAACUAUACAAUAUAAUGUAUUACUGCUGGGAAGCUGAACCGACAGCCCGGCCAGAUUUUAAGGAAGUCGUCGCCAUGCUCGAGCGGCUCCUCUGCACUGAAAUGGAUUACAUCGAACUGGAGCGGUUUCCGGACCAUUCCUACUAUAACGUUCAACAUUUGGACGGGGAGAAACUAUAGCCCUUCCUGUGUCCUGUACUUUAUACAGAAAUUAUGUUUAAUAGUCGUUUAUUAUGCAAGGCUGUAAAGUUGUUGUUUAACGCGACUGCUUGUAUUGAAACCUGAGCAAGCAAAGGAAGCUAAGAUAGUUCAAAAAUAGAUUCCAAGCGAAACACGCAACUUUUCACCUCACUAUGGCGAGAAAAAUGGUAUAUGAAAGAAAAACAGUUGAAUUAUAAAACAUCCGUUUUUUUUUAUUAAAACAAAAAGUUUAUCUUCGGAUGCGUUCUGAAUUUACACCUCAUCAAUUUUUAUUCUUGCUUAUACUUUUGCCAUGCCAAUGCCAACAAUAAUAAAAAUAAAAUAUACCAACUGUUACAUAAAUAAGCAUAAUGUACGAGAAAUUGCGUAGUUGAAUCUUUUUUUUUUUCAUUGAAUGAAA
Hyposmocoma kahamanoa is the source of this 2606-nucleotide messenger RNA. It is a transcript of the gene Cad96Ca, whose product is annotated as tyrosine kinase receptor Cad96Ca. The transcript is spliced from 11 exons. NCBI's taxonomy places the organism in Eukaryota, Metazoa, Arthropoda, Insecta, Lepidoptera, Cosmopterigidae. The record is from RefSeq and is a predicted model, not a curated record. Gene Ontology annotation, biological process: multicellular organism development; homophilic cell-cell adhesion; positive regulation of kinase activity. Gene Ontology annotation, molecular function: ATP binding; transmembrane receptor protein tyrosine kinase activity; calcium ion binding. Bases 338 to 2185 code for a protein of 615 amino acids. Gene Ontology annotation, cellular component: signaling receptor complex; membrane.